UCAUAUUGGUGGGUACUAAAAUAAGGCUUGGAAAUUCAUAUUAAUGUAAAACUCAUUUAAUCGUUAGAGAGCGUGGUAGUCAUGUAGAUUAAUGAAGGAGCGUGAGAUCAAGCAAUCAAAUUACGCAAAGUCACGCCGCAGUAACGGGACGUUAAGGCAAAAAGCCGUCACAAAAACAUUAAAACCUCUCACAUUGUCUGUUUUUUGGGCGGCGCUUUUCAGUCAAACCCUCGUUGACCGUCUCUUUCUCUUUCUCUAAACCAAAAACCUUUUCCUUUAUAAAUUAAACCAAAAACAACGUCACUUCUCUAUCUAAACGAGAAUAUAUCUCUUCUUUUAUAAGCAAUGGCUCCAAGACAGGCGAACGGUAGAAGCAUUGCCGUGAGUGAAGGCGGCGGAGGGAAGACGAUGACGAUGACGACGAUGCGGAAGGAAGUGCACUUUAGAGGUGUGAGGAAGCGUCCAUGGGGUAGAUACGCGGCGGAGAUCCGUGACCCGGGAAAGAAAACCCGGGUUUGGCUCGGGACAUUCGACACGGCGGAGGAAGCUGCAAGAGCUUACGACACCGCCGCUAGAGAGUUUCGUGGCUCCAAAGCAAAGACUAAUUUCCCUCUUCCCGGAGAGUCUACUACGGUUAACGACGGUGGCGAGAACGAUUCUUACGUCAACCGUACGACGGUGACGACGGCGCGUGAGAUGACGCGUCAGAGAUUUCCGUUUGCAUGUCACCGGGAGCGUAAAGUCGUCGGUGGUUAUGCUUCUGCUGGUUUUUUCUUCGAUCCGUCAAGAGCUGCUUCGUUAAGAGCAGAGCUUUCUCGGGUUUGUCCGGUUCGGUUUGAUCCGGUUAAUAUCGAGUUGAGUAUUGGUAUUCGAGAAACCGUAAAAGUUGAACCGAGAAGAGAACUAAACCUGGAUCUUAACCUAGCUCCACCGGUGGUGGACGUUUAGAUUUUUUUCUUCUUUUCAUAAUUUGUAUUUUACAUUGCCGGAAAAUAAUUAAUGUUUUCUUUAGUAGAUGAGAAAAAGAAAAAUCUCCUAUGUUUUUGGCUAAGUAAGAGGAAUUUUUUUUCAGAAAUCUCCUAUGGUUCCCUAAUUACGUGGAUGUAAUUAAUUACUAAUCAAAUAUCUCCUUUUGAUAUUUUUUU
Arabidopsis thaliana (thale cress) is the source of this 1145-nucleotide messenger RNA. RefSeq names its product erf domain protein 9 (gene ERF9). Lineage: Eukaryota; Viridiplantae; Streptophyta; Magnoliopsida; Brassicales; Brassicaceae. The coding region runs from base 346 to 948 and encodes 200 amino acids. Gene Ontology annotation, molecular function: DNA-binding transcription factor activity; DNA binding. Gene Ontology annotation, biological process: regulation of DNA-templated transcription. The transcript has a single exon. Gene Ontology annotation, cellular component: nucleus. The record is from RefSeq and is marked reviewed.